Messenger RNA from Aspergillus udagawae, 786 nucleotides. RefSeq lists its product as uncharacterized. The record is from RefSeq and is a predicted model, not a curated record. Bases 1 to 786 code for a protein of 261 amino acids. Lineage: Eukaryota; Fungi; Ascomycota; Eurotiomycetes; Eurotiales; Aspergillaceae. The transcript is spliced from 2 exons.
AUGGCAGCACCCAAGAUCGUUCUUGUCACUGGAGCCAACACGGGCCUCGGCCUCGAGAUUGUUAGGGCAUUGUGUGGUAGCAAUGACCCCUAUGACAUACUUCUAGCUUCUCGGAGUCUCUCAAAAGGGGAAGCUGCGGCCGAAGCCCUUAAACAGGAGUUCCCAACGAGCCCCAGUUCUGUUUCAACUUUCCAGCUUGAUAUCUCGGAUGAUGAUUCCAUCAUAAACGCUUAUCAGGCAAUCUCCAGCAAGUACGAUCGACUCGAUGUGUUGAUCAACAAUGCAGGCAUCCAGCUGCCUAGUGGAGACACAAUGGGUCGCCGCAAAGCCUGGAAUGUGACCUAUGAUGUGAACGUCACCGGCACCCAUAUCGUCAGCGAGACCUUUGUGCCUUUGCUUCUGAGAUCCGCCAGUCCUCGCUUGCUAUUUAUAACUAGCGGCACGUCGUCUUUGGUGGAGACAACAGAGCCGAAUUAUUUCUUUAAUAGGUCACCCCCAGCUGGCUGGCCGAAAGAUCAGAAUAUGUCCCUGUUGGCCUAUCGGGCCAGCAAGACCGCUUUAAACAUGGUUGUCAGAGACUGGCGCAGAGUAUUGAAUGAGGAUGGCGUGAAGGUCUUCGCUGUCUCGCCUGGCCUUUUAGCUACAGGACUUGCUGGCGGUGUUUUUAGCAAAAUGGGAGCAGCGCACCCGAGUGUUGGGGCAGAACUAGUUAAGGAUAUUGUGGAGGGAAAGAGGGAUAAGGAUGAAGGGAAGAUUGUCAAGCGGGAUGGUGUGCAGCCUUGGUAA